UCAAACCCUAAUCACCAUUUCUCUCUCUCUCUCUGUGCGCUCUCUCAAUUUCUGAAUCCGAAAGAAGAAAAACACAAAAUUUAAGCUUCAAAUCUUGAAAAUUUUCUAAAAUGGCACCGACGCCAUCAUCUGCUAGAUCGAAUCAAACCCAAUUCACCUUAAUCAGAACCCCACAAACCAAACAACGACUCAAUUUCCACUCAAAAACCCCAAACCCAGAUUCGGCACCGGAGCAUCCAGUCGAAGUAAUCGGCCGGAUCCGAGAUUACCCAGAUCGAAAGGAGCCAUCUUCAACCUCGAUCUUGCAAGUAAACCCAGAUAACCAAACGGUCCGGGUCAGAGCCGAUGUUGGGUACAGAGACUUCACGCUCGACGGCGUUUCUUUCUCGGAGCAAGAAGGUAUCGAAGCGUUUUACAAGAAAUUCAUAGAAGAGAGGAUCAAAGGCGUGAAGCUUGGGAAUAAAUGUACGAUCAUGAUGUACGGACCUACCGGCGCCGGCAAAAGCCACACGAUGUUUGGAUGCGGGAAGCAACCCGGGAUUGUGUAUCGGUCCUUGAGGGAUAUUUUGGGAGAUUCGGAUCAAGAUGGUGUUACGUUUGUUCAGGUCACUGUUCUUGAGGUUUAUAAUGAGGAGAUUUAUGAUCUUCUCUCGACCAAUAGUAGCAACAAUUUAGGGAUUGGUUGGCCAAAAGGAGGAAGCACUAAGGUUAGGCUUGAAGUAAUGGGGAAGAAGGCGAAAAACGCGACCUUUAUUUCAGGGACAGAGGCUGCGAAAAUCUCUAAAGAGAUUGUGAAAGUGGAGAAACGGAGGAUUGUCAAAAGCACACUUUGCAAUGAAAGAAGUUCUCGGAGUCAUUGCAUGAUCAUACUUGAUGUGCCAACUGUUGGGGGAAGGUUGAUGCUUGUUGACAUGGCUGGUUCAGAAAACAUAGACCAAGCUGGACAGACUGGAUUUGAAGCAAAGAUGCAAACUGCUAAGAUCAACCAGGGGAAUAUUGCACUGAAGCGAGUCGUGGAAUCUAUAGCAAAUGGAGACUCUCACGUGCCCUUUAGAGACAGCAAGCUUACAAUGCUGCUCCAGGACUCUUUUGAAGAUGACAAGUCGAAGAUUCUGAUGAUCCUAUGUGCAAGCCCGGAUCCGAAGGAAAUGCACAAGACUCUAUGCACUCUAGAGUAUGGGGCAAAAGCAAAGUGCAUUGUUCGUGGGUCUCAAAUUCCGAACAGAGAUAAGAAUGGGGGUGAUGAGUCUUCUGCUGUGAUUUUGGGAACGAGAAUAGCAGCGAUGGAUGAGUUUAUAUCCAAACUCCAGUCUGAGAAGAAGCAGCAAGAGAAAGAAAGGAAUGAUGCACAAAAGCAGCUGAAGAAGAAGGAAGAGGAGGUUGCUGCUUUAAGAUCACUUCUAACACAGAAGGAAUCAUGUGCCACCAAAGAAGAGGAGAUAAAAGAGAAAGUAAACGAGAGAACCCAACUUUUGAAAGCAGAGUUGGAGAAGAAACUUGAGGAAUGCAGAAGAAUGGCUGAGGAAUUUGUUGAAAUGGAGAGAAGGAGAAUGGAGGAAAGGAUUGUGCAGCAGCAAGAGGAACUUGAGAUGAUGAGGAGACGGUUAGAGGAAAUCGAGGUUGAGUUCCGGCGCUCGAGGGAUGGAGGAAGUAUUGAUGAAACUAGUGGGUUUGCCAAAAGACUCAGGGGUCUUUACUCUGAUGAAGAUAUGGUGAAGUCAAUGGAUCUUGACAUGGGUGAUUCAGAACCAGUCAAGCAAGUCUGGGGAGCUGCUAGUUCAUACCAGCCAAGCAACACAAUCAGCAGCAAUCUGUCUAACAUUUUGCAACCAAAUCCUUCAGAGAAUAUGCUUGCGCAAAUGUACCCUGACCGUGUAUGCUUGAGCACUGUCUUUGAAGAAGAAGAGGCUGAAGAAGACGAAGAGAAAGUGAUAGUUGAGGAUAAAAGCAUCUGCUCGAUAACAACACCAACGCCUAUUUUGAACACUGAAGGUUUGGGUAAAGAGAACUGCUUCAACAGUACAGACUACAAAGAAUCAGAAUCGUCUAGAAAGUUGAGAAUCCAAAACAUAUUCACCCUCUGUGGCAAUCAGAGAGAGCUGUCUCAGCACUCUGGACAAGAGGAGGUUCUUCAAGCCAAGAAUGAUCAGUUGUUUCCUACAACGAAUAAGGCCGAAGCUCUAGCAGUAGAAGAAUCAAAGGAAAACAAUAUCUCAGUUGAUGAAAGUAAAAACGGGCAGAUAGAUAUCUAUGUUAAAUGGGAAGCAACUACUGAUAACCCUCUAAAGCAGCUCAUAACAACACUGAGAGUUACAAAGGACGCAACACUAGCUGACUUGAGGAAGCUUAUUGAGAUAUACCUUGGAUCUGAUAACCAAGCUUUCACCUUUCUCAGGCUCGGGGAACCAUGUGGAGCUCAAGUAGCAAAGGAGAAAGAAUCAACAAUUCAAGCUACGAGCCUGCCUUCCUGCAACGGAUACGCUUACCUUGCUACUUUAAGAGCGGGAAAGAGCUUACAACUUCAAGGUCUCACACCAGCAAGUCCACUUCCACUAACUCCGAUAGAAAACAAGAUGCAAUUUACGCCCAUCUCUAGAGUGACGCCAAACAACCAAGUUGAUGAACUUUCAUCACCCAUUGUAGCUCAUCUCAGCUCCACUCCUUUCAUCACUCUCAGAAGACAUUAGUCGCUAUGUCUUGUUCUUUUCUCGGUUCAAUGGUAGUAGCCUUAGAGAUGUAACCUUUGUCUAUUUCUGUGUUGGAAAAAACUAUAAUAUGUACGUCCACAUCUUCAUCAAUAUAUUCUACGAUAUUUGAG
This is a messenger RNA of Eutrema salsugineum, 2818 nucleotides long. Its product is annotated as kinesin-like protein KIN-10A. The transcript has 6 exons. Gene Ontology annotation, cellular component: kinesin complex; microtubule. The coding region runs from base 111 to 2687 and encodes 858 amino acids. Gene Ontology annotation, biological process: microtubule-based movement. NCBI's taxonomy places the organism in Eukaryota, Viridiplantae, Streptophyta, Magnoliopsida, Brassicales, Brassicaceae. The record is from RefSeq and is a predicted model, not a curated record. Gene Ontology annotation, molecular function: ATP hydrolysis activity; ATP binding; microtubule motor activity.